Oncorhynchus nerka (sockeye salmon) is the source of this 4925-nucleotide messenger RNA. RefSeq names its product arf-GAP with SH3 domain, ANK repeat and PH domain-containing protein 1-like. Gene Ontology annotation, biological process: positive regulation of GTPase activity. The record is from RefSeq and is a predicted model, not a curated record. Lineage: Eukaryota; Metazoa; Chordata; Actinopteri; Salmoniformes; Salmonidae. The transcript has 30 exons. Gene Ontology annotation, cellular component: cytoplasm. Bases 190 to 3585 code for a protein of 1131 amino acids. Gene Ontology annotation, molecular function: protein binding; GTPase activator activity.
UCUCUCCUUUCAGCUCUUAAGUUUAAAAGCAUAGCCAUUACUGAACCCCUGUUGGUUGACUAUUCAACAUGAGCCUGAUAUGAUGCGCCCAGCAAGUAUUCUCUUCUGCAUCAAUCAAGAGGACAUUCACACUGUUCAGAUUCCAAAUUUGAUGUGCAUCGAUUUCGGUUAUAAGGUGACAGUCAAGUCAUGAGAUCCUCCUCUUCCCGUCCGUCAAAUUUCUCAUCUAAAGAUUCUUUAUGGAAUCCGAGUCGGAUGCCUGAUCAAAUAUCGGUGUCCGAGUUUCUCUCGGAGACAACCGAGGACUACAAUUCUCCGACCACAUCCAGCUUCACGACCCGUUUGCAGAGCUGUAGGAACACAGUCAACAUUCUGGAAGAGGCUUUGGAUCAGGACAGGACUGCGCUGCAGAAGGUGAAGAAAUCGGUCAAGGCGAUCUACAGCUCAGGCCAAGACCAUGUCCAGAAUGAGGAGAACUAUGCCCAGGCUCUGGAUAAGUUUGGCAGCAACUUCAUCAGCCAAGAAAACCCUGACCUGGGAACAGCUUUCGUCAAGUUCUCCACCCUGACCAAGGAGCUGUCAACCCUGCUCAAGAACCUGCUCCAGCUCCAGAACCAUAAUGUGAUCUUCACCCUGGACUCUCUGCUGAAGGGGGACCUGAAAGGCGUGAAAGGAGAUAUCAAGAAGCCCUUUGACAAAGCCUGGAAGGAUUAUGAAGCUAAAUUUACAAAGAUCGAGAAGGAGAAGAGGGAGCAUGCCAAGCAGCACGGGAUGAUUCGUACAGAGAUAACAGGCGCUGAGAUUGCUGAGGAGAUGGAGAAGGAACGCCGUCUCUUCCAACUCCAGAUGUGUGAGUACCUGAUCAAAGUCAACGAGAUCAAGACCAAGAAGGGAGUGGACCUUCUCCAGAACCUCAUCAAGUAUUACCACGCACAAUGCAACUUCUUCCAAGAUGGCUUGAAGACGGCGGAUAAGCUGAAGCAGUACAUUGAGAAGCUGGCUGCUGACCUCUACAAUAUAAAGCAGACCCAGGACGAGGAGAAGAAACAGCUGACGGCUCUCAGAGACUUGAUCAAGUCAUCCCUUCAGCUGGACCAGAAGGAGGACUCCCAGAGUAAGCAGGGUGGCUAUAGUAUGCACCAGCUGCAGGGCAAUAAAGAGUUUGGCUGUGAGAAGAAAGGCUACCUGAUGAAGAAGAGUGAUGGGCUGAGGAAGGUGUGGCAGAGGAGGAAGUGUUCAGUGAAGGGUGGCAUGCUCACCAUCGCUCAUGCUACGUCCAACAGGCAGCCUGUGAAACUCAACCUGCUCACCUGCCAGGUCAAGCCCUGUGCUGAGGACAGGAAGUGCUUCGACCUCAUUUCCCAUAACCGGACCUAUCACUUCCAGGCUGAGGAUGAACAGGAGUUUGUCAUCUGGAUCUCUGUGCUAUCCAACAGUAAGGAGGAAGCUCUGAACAUGGCGUUCCGUGGAGAAGAGGACGGAGUAGGAGGAGAGGAUGGCCUGGAGGACCUGACCAAAGCCAUCAUAGAGGAGGUGCUGCGCAUGCCUGGCAAUGAAGUCUGCUGUGAUUGUGGCGCUGCAGAUCCAAAAUGGCUGUCCACUAACCUGGGCAUCCUGACCUGCAUCGAGUGCUCUGGAAUCCACCGGGAGAUGGGAGUUCACAUCUCACGCAUCCAAUCCAUGGAGCUAGAUAAGCUAGGCACCUCUGAACUCUUGCUGGCUAAGAACGUAGGGAACAGUAGUUUCAAUGAAAUAAUGGAGGAGAACCUUCCUGGUCCCUCACCCAAACCCACACCUUCAAGUGACAUGACAGUGAGGAAGGAGUUCAUCAAUGCUAAAUAUGUGGACCACAAGUUUGCACGGAAGACCUGUACCUCCUCGGCAGCUAAGACCAUCGAGCUGUGUGAGGCGGUCAAGUCCAGGGACCUGCUGUCUCUCAUCCAGGUGUACGCUGAGGGGGUGGAGCUAAUGGAGCCACUGCCCGAGGGUGGACAAGAGGCCGGAGAGACUGCGCUCCACUACUCUGUGCGCACCGCCGACCAGACUUCACUACACCUUGUGGACUUCCUCGUACAAAACAGUGGGAACCUGGACAAGCAGACAGAGUGGGGAAACACUGCCCUGCACUACUGCUGCAUGUACGAGAAACACGAAUGCCUCAAACUACUGCUGAGGGGCAAACCAGCCACUGACAUCACCAAUCAGAAUGGUGAGACGGCGCUGGAUAUUGCCAGGCGUAUGAAGAACAGUCAGUGUGAGGAGGCACUGGUGCAGGCGGCAGCGGGGAAGUAUUACCCACAUGUCCACGUGGAGUAUGAGUGGAGCCUGAGGCUGGAGGAGCUGGACGAGAGCGAUGAUGAUCUCGAUGACAAGCCUAGUCCCAUAAAGAAGGACCGUUCCCCGCGGCCCCAGAGUUUCUGCCACUCGUCCAGCCUGUCUCCCCAUGACAAGCUGUCUCUGCCGGGCUUCAUCAGCCACCGGGACAAACAGCAGCGCAUGUCUUACAGCGCCUUCACCAACCAGAUGUACUCCGCCUCCACCGACCUCACUUCCUCUUCCCCCGUGGCAGAUGCCCCCCCUCUACCCCCUAGGAACCAGGGCAAAGCUCCUCCCUCCACCCUCACCCCCGGAGGCAGCUCCACCCUGUCCAAGAAGAGGCCUCCGCCCCCUCCCCCCGGGCACAAACGCACCCUGUCUGACCCACCCAGCCCGCUUUCCCACAGUAGAGGGGGCAUUUACGUGGGAAGUGACUCCAUCCCUCCACCUGCGAACAAGAUGUCACCGUUAUCCAACAAGUUUGAGGGCAUUCCACAGCAGCAAAGCACUACUUCUAGCAACACAAAGUCUACACUUGGUCCAAGGGUUCUACCCAAACUACCUCAGAAAGUGGCACUGCGUAAAAUCGACACCAUACACCCAUCUAUGGACAAACCCGGUCUGCCUCCGGAGGUGCUCCAGAAAUCCCCUCCAGGACCUGAAUGCCUAACAAAAGCCAUUCUACCCGACAAGCCCCAACUAGGGGACCUCCCCCCCAAACCCCAGCCCUCUGAGCUGCCCCCUAAACCUGGAGAACUGCCACCCAAGCCCCAGCUCUCCGACCUCCCCCCCAAACCGCAGCUAGGGGACCUACCACCUAAACCCCUGCUCAAAGACCUACCCCCCAAACCUCAGCUCUCCCAAGAUGGCCAUCCGAAACCGGGGGUAGCAGAUCUGCCCAGUCCUAGACCACCCCCUGGAGAGCCUGCGCCGAAGCCCCAUCCCCCGGAGUCAGCGGCGGCCAAUCAGCAGGCAGAGACUGAGAGUCCAUCCUCCCAGGGCAGCGAGGACACCAAUGGGAGCCCGGCGUGUGCUCCAGACACACCAGUGCCCUUGCCCAGGAAGAAUACGGGGAAGACCAAAUCUCGGCGGGUAAAGACCAUCUAUGACUGCCAGGCCGACAAUGAUGACGAGCUGACAUUUGUGGAGGGAGAGGUGAUCAUAGUGACGGGAGAGGAGGACGGGGAGUGGUGGAUCGGCCACAUUGAAGGGCACCCGGAGAGGAAAGGUGUGUUCCCAAUGUCCUUUGUCCACAUCCUGAGUGACUGACAGCCAGACGAGGCUUGCACUAACCCCGCCGCCCUAACCCCUAGAAGUACCCCUGUACUGUAAAUAGCUACUGUAACAACCUGACGUGAAACCAGUGUUCUAAAGAGAAAAAAAAAUGCAAUGAAGAAACCCAAGUAGGCUCAACUAGCCACUGGAUGCUGAGCACAUCCAUUUUGUAAAUACAAAUGUGUGUAUUUUUCCUCUUACCAGUAUUAUCUUAAUCUUAGAGCACGACCUAUGGCUGCCGUAGCCACUCUUACCCUAAAGUGUAUGUUUAUGCUGUUACUGUGUAUAUAUGUAUGUAAAUAUAUUUGUGUGUGUGUGUGUAUAUACAUGUACAAGCAUACAUGCGUUCUCUGCUUGCCAGAUAAUAACCAAGUAUCAGGGCAGCCGUGUUUGCAUUUUAUCUGUAAUCAUUUUACUAGUCAUCCCUGAUAUCAUUGCUUGCAUUUCUGGAGAAGGCCAAAUAUGAAGGAAUAGGAAAGAGAUCAUGUCACUAGUCUCUCACCGUUUCCUCAUCCUACACCACAUUAGACUGGAGAUUCUCAUGUCUCCAACUGAAACCUACCAUGAAAACUCAGCUGAGGAUUAAAGAUGUAUUCAUUCAAUGUAUCCCUUGUUCUUGCUCGCUUUGUGUGUACAUGUAUUCGGAUAGUUUUACAGUAUUGACACUUGCUGCUACUUUAUGGUGGGAUAUCAGAAACCCCCUGUGGAACCGCACAGGUCACCAGUAGUAGACUUAACACCGUUUCACUCUGUCAAGUUAUCUUCACGCUGUACUAUGUGGAAUUGAGCAGAGUGCUAUUUAAAAUGCCACUCAAAUCAGGGUUUGAAGAACCACUUCUGAAAGCCACUAACACUCACAAGUACAUAUGGGAAGGUUAAUGUCAGUAAGCAAGAAUGUGAAAAUUCUGAUGGCCUGGAGAGAUUUGAACUAAUGUCCAAUGACAUUUCAAACUUAAUGUGGCGUCAAUGAUUUCCAGACGAGAGCUCCACUGUUAAGGAUACAAACUAGUUUGUGGAUAUUUAUUAAAUCCAGCGAGGCAGUCAAGCAGAAAUAGUUUGCCUGUCACAGGGUUUUCCUCAGAACGCUGGGUACUUUUUUGGAUGACAGGAAAUUGCAAAUAGUGAACAGGAUAUGUACCCUUCACUCCCCAUUUACUUCAUCUCCUCUGGUUUCAACCCAUGUAAAGGAAUAUCAACCCCAAUCAUUCCAUUGUACUAAUAAAAGUGUUGUAAUGGAUGACGUCUUUGCCUUUAUUAUACUGAAAAAUAAACGCACCAUGUAAAGUGUUGGUCCCAUGUUCCAUGAGCUGAAAUUAAAGAUUCCGUUAAUGUUC